CUGACAUAAUUAAGAUAAUUUUUUCUGACACAGUUUAACUCUGAUAUCUUAUGUUUUAUUACCAUCUUUUUCAUCUAUAGUGAAUAAACUGUAUUAAUAAAUGAAAUGUUCUAGGUGUCUGAAUAAAUUUUGGUUUGACUGUAUAUAUAAGUUGCUUGAUGCUUUGAUUAAUGCAUGGAUAGAAGUAUUAAUGCAUGAAUUAAAAUAUUAAUGUCUUAUAAAAAAAAAAAAUUCUGACCCCCACACUUUGAAACAGUAGUGUAGCUUAUAUAUUUCCAAGUGUGACUGUAAUAACUCCAAGAAGAGUAUUUCCCACAAGCUGCCAAGCCUCAUAAAUGACACCCAUCACCUCUCCCCUACUGAUCCCACUGACCCAUUAAACAAUGACUGUGAUAGCUUCCCAUCCAAAGGCCAUCCUCCUGUUGCACAACAUAGACCUUUCACAUAAUACUGGACAAAUUGCACUACAAGUACUGAAAUAUAUUGCACAUACAUGUCAUAAUAUUGGUAUCAUGUAACUUUCAGUAUUUAUUUCUGCAGUUCUUAAUCAUCAAGGGAAUUUCAUUGUGCAGUGUAACCUGUUACCCUGUGCAAAUGACAAUAAAGAGCUUGAGAGGUUCAGUGCAUCUGUUGGAAGACACCUUGCAAUGUAAUGCAUAACAGGUGCAGUCAGAGUAACAAAGCAUAAUCUAGAUCAGCAUGAGAGUGUAUGGAACUGAAACAUCACGCCUCAACAAAAAGUUCACUAGUCAUAUUAGAUUGCCCGCAUAAACCAUCACUUUUCCUUUCCAGUUUACCACUCACUCCUGCUCCCUCCUGAAUCAUCUGGCUAGCUACCUAGAGGAAUCUGAGUUCCCAGUGGGUCACCAUGGAUACCAGCAGAGGUUCAAGGCUCAUCUCAAAAGCCGGAGGAGAAGAGAAGCAACCCCUCUGUGGCGGGGAGGGCAGAACAUCAAGUCUUAACAGGCCUGCCAUGGGACUAGCCACAAUCCCCAAGACCCACCAUCUCAAGUAGCUGUAACCAAGGAUGCCCCUGCUAUGAUUUCCUCCCAGAGCACUCUCUAGGUGUGGCUCUCUCUUCAUGAGGGUGAGUAAUGACUGAGCGGUCAUAAGAAGAGUGCUUUGUUUGAGUAAUGAAACCACGACUGUGAGAAAGAAGGAUCAGCAGCACAUCUGGGGCAUUCCUGUCACAACUGUACAGACAAAGCCAAAAGACAAACACUGCUUUGUGCAAGAAAGGUUGCAAACCCCCUCAAACCAUGCAGCUUGAUUGCCACAAUACCAGAGAUUGCAGACAGUAAGACAGAAAUCACCACCUAGCAACCCCAUGGCAUUGUGGCAUUGAGGAGUGUUUCUACGAGCAUCUUCGUUCAUUGCCGUCAUAGCGCUCUGACGCGAUGUUUAGGUGACAACGCCGAGCCGGUCCAUCAGCCUCCGCCCAUCGCGUGCUUCCACAGAACCGACCGUGCCUCUGAUGCGUGACCUGUUGAAGCUCGUUCUCGUGCGGUGCAUGGAGCUGCGCUUCUGUAGCUGCCAAAAUGAACAACUAAACAAUCGACCUCAACAUGCCUACCAUUUAUGGAAGACAUGACCCAAUCCUGGCCUUACCAGCAGCCCGCAGGGGAAGGGAGCAAUCAGCAUUUCCUGUACUCGCACUCAAAGGAGGGAAAACAGCCCAAUUCACGACACAGACAUGUGAAGGAUGGUGUCUCUAUGAGGAUGCCCUCACGUCCACUCGUGGCCCCUCAUAAAUCCAUGCUUGCUGAUGACCUGAAGCUCAGCAGUGAUGAAGAUGACAAGGACGAGGGAAGUGAGCAAACAAGUUCCUGGGCCAAUAAUGACCGCUUGUCAGGCCAGCAGCAGCAACACACACAUGCACAUGUUGGAAGGGUGAGACAUUCUAGCUCAGGGUCUUCAGGAUCAGACCCCUCCAGCGAGUGGGAAAGCAGCAGCCAGCGAUCACGCAGCCCGAGCCCAGGGACGCAUGCCCGGUGCAGGACACCGACCCAACAGCGGAGCCUAAACUGCAGCACAGAGACGGAGAGUCCUCCAUCCACACAGUGGCAACUGGACAGGUGGCUUGAGAAAGUCCCUAAAAAGCAUCAGUCAACUGACCACGACCCAGGAGGACAGCGACGAAGUGCAAAAUCUGACUGUGGCCGAGGACCAUCACCUGGAAGAUACUGGGGCAGAGACUCUGAGUCAAGACGGGAUUAUAGUCCUUGUGAUAGUCCGGUUCCAAGUCCAAAAUUUGACUAUAGCCCCAGAAACAGUCCUCGUCCCAGCCCAGAAUACAGUCCAUGCCCCAGUCCAGGAAAUAGCCUUGUGCCAAGCCCAGUGCCAAGUGUGUGCCCAAGUCCAGGAGACAGUCUCCGAGGGAGUCGAAGUCCAAGCCCUUUAUUUCAGCACCCUCCCAGAAGCCCAAGUCCAAAUCUCUCAUCCACCCCAGUACCUAUCCAAGGUACAUAUCCUCAGGUACAGUCACCUCAGCGGGAAAUUCCCAGACAUAUUUCACAUCCAACAGUUGCCUCCAAUCCAGCACAUCGUCCCAAAGUCAGGCCAUGGGUGCCUCCAGACCAUAGCUCCGACCAGAGAAAGGAAUUUAGACCCAAAGACUCUAGAUCCAGAGACUCUCGAGCCAAAGACUCCAGACCUUGUCCUCCUCAACAACCCCAUCAUUCCAAACACAGCUCAACAGAAAAGUUACACAAAGAUCUCACACACAAGCCUGAAUCCAAAAACUCUGAAUCCACAAGCAAGCAAAGGUUUAACUCGCCUUCGAACCCAAUUACAAAGCAUUCGUUGAAGCAAAGGCCACGUGUUAGCCCAAAACCACAAGCCAGGCACUCAUCUACAACUGACCAUAGUAUUGAACAUAAUCACAGAAGCAAUGAACCUACAGGAGCAUCAAAGCACAGUUCAACCCCCAAAUCGGGGCAUUCAUCUAAUUUAAAUACUCUAAAGAGCUCAGACCGUGGUCCUUCGUCAAAGUCCAGGGACUCAUCCCAAAGCGAAGUCAACAGUCGAUAUAGUCACAGCAGCUCUAAGAGUAAAUCUUUCCCAGACACCAAGCAAUCCAGCUCUAAACAGACUUCCCAACCACAUUCCAGCCCAAAGCGCAGGGUCAAACUAGGGGACAACCCGGUGCCCAGAACCGGGCACUCCAUAAAAGAGCCAAAGCCCAGAGAGAGAGAGCAGGAGGUGGACAGCCGAGGUAAGGCCCAGGGAGAGACCCUGGUGCCGACUGGCAAGGAGCAGAGACAAAGAAUACUGGCGGAAGAGCAGGUAAUAAGGCGCCGCUGGGUUCGGAGUUCUGAGGAAGAGGAAGACGAGGACGAUAGGAGAACUGAGGAAGGGGAAAGAGAGAGGAAGCGAAGAAGGAGAAGGGAGCAGGAAACUGAAUGGAAGGCGGUACAGCCCAAGCAAAGACCUCACACCAACAGCCAGCAUCACACUCAACAGGAAUGCAACAGACUCAACCUUGAGGAGCAGAGGAGGAAGAAGAAAAGGUGGAGCAACGAUGACAUUUCCUCACAUCCUCAUGUGAUAGACUCUAGCCCUUCUCCUCCACUCUCUCCACCUUCACCUACUCCUGUCGUCAAGCCCACUCGUCCAUCGUCUUCCUCAUCCUCAUCCUCCUCAUCGUCCUCCUCAUCUUCCUCUGAAUCAGACUCUGAGUCCAGUCCACCCCGGAACGUUGCCAAAGUCCCUGCAGAUUCAACAUCAAACCAAAAAACAGUUCCAAAGAGGAGGCACGACAAACAGGGUUCCGGCACUGGUGCUCACCCCAACGGCUCGAACUUAAGCACCCCUGAAACAGACAAACAAGUCCGGGGCAGGCACAAACUCUAUACACUGGUUCCUUUCGGCCGAUCUGAGAAGUCCCCCACCGUCGCACAUCGAGGCCUGAAAAAACUUGUUGUGAGGAUAGACCUCUCACUUCUGGGUAGAGUACCUAGUGCAGAUGAGAUUACCAAGGGACAGUCCUCGUCUUCAUCUUUGUCAUCGGGAAAGGCAAAAGAAAAGACAUUGAUGAAGCAACUGCACCACUCUGACCAACUGCCUGGAGAUGGCAGAAGUAAAAGAAAAGCUGAGAAUGGAGAUGCUCAAAGAGAAAAUAAGAGAAAUCACUCUCGUGCAGAUAAACUCCCACCGUCAGUCCAUAAUGAGACUGAGGAAACCUGUGCUGACAACAAACAAAACGGAUGUCAGGAUGAUUACUUUUACUCCAAAAGGCCAGUGUCGCCAUUGUCUCCUCCAUCUGACAUACUAGAGCUCUCAAAGCCCUCUGUGAAAGCUCAGCAUGCAGAGAAUUACCGCACACCUCCAGAAAAAGACAAUGAUUCAACAGCACAGAAAACACAGGUCCAGAAGACGCAGCCCAAGGUAGAAGUGGAGUGUGUUGGGGUGUCAGGACACCUACAGCCUCUCUCUGGAUCUCGGGGUCCUCCUCCAAACCUUCCACUUCACUACAGCGGAACUGUACCUAUCAGUGAUGUCUCUCAUCAUGCUGAGUACUACAUGCAUGAGGCCAAGAGGUUGAAACAUCGAGCAGACGCAAUGGUGGAUAAGUUAGGAAAAGCUGUGAAUUAUGUGGAUGCUGCUUUGUCCUUCAUGGAGUGUGGUAAAGCCAUGGAAGAGGGACCGCUGGAGUCCAAGUCCCCCUACACCAUGUAUGCUGAAACUGUGGAGCUCAUAAGAUACGCUAUGAGAAUUAAGAGUCACGCAGGCCCUGGAGUCAGCCAGGAAGACAAACAGCUAGCUGUACUGUGUUUCCGCUGUCUUGCUCUUCUUUAUUGGCAAAUGUUCAGACUUAAAAAGGACCAUGCUCUGAAAUACUCUAAAGUUCUGCUGGACUACUUCAAGAGUUCUCCAAAAGGACCUCAAAAACCCCCUUGGAACGAUGCUGGAAAGGGAACUGUGCCUCCUGCCUCUAUUUGUUCUGUCAAUAUAAUGGGAUCUCACACAGGCAGCUCACCGAGCAGCGUCAUCAGCAUUCCCCAUCGUAUCCACCAGAUGGCAGCAAAUCACCUCAACAUCACCAACAGUGUCCUGUACAGUUAUGAGUACUGGGAGGUGGCUGACACCCUGGCCAAGGAAAAUAAGGAAUUUUUCAACUAUCUAAACACACUGACUGGACCCUUGACUCUGCAUAGCAGCAUGGCCCAUAUCGUCCAGUACACCAGGCAAGGGCUGCAGUGGAUCCGGAUCAGUGCUAAUCUAUCAUAAUACCAUGUACAGACAUUCUCAAACUCCACAAAUCACUUGUGAAAACAAUGUUCUGAAGCCAAAUUAGCAAAAGAUUUUACAGUUCCUGCACUCUCUGUCCAGGGUGUCUUGGGCCAGGACUAUUGAAAAUCGUCUGCCAUAGGUUCAUGAUGGCAUCAUGUUAUCAUAUGGUAUUCAGAAGUAGACAUACCUUUGUUACUUCAUCCUACUGAGCAUUAAAUGUCAUAAUAUCUGAGGAUACAGUGUGAGAAAUAAUCAUGUUUUCUUUUAUGCAAUCAAGACUUGCAGGUCAAAUUGAAAGAACCUUGGUCAUUCAAUUCUUAGCACUUCUUUAAAAAUGCUAAUCUUACUGAAAGUUUUGAAAAGGAACCAUUAUCGGCUAAUUCAUCAAAUGCUGCUUUUCCAAAAUGUGCCACAUUUUUAUAUCAGAAAAAAUUAAAAAAUCUUUUUUAUUUUCUGUAUGUAAUUAUUAUGACAAAAACUCUUUACUGGAUUAAAAUGAUUUUUUUAUGACAGGGUGCUGCAUCCUUCCAACGUUCAUUAAAAACUGUUUUUUUUUUUUGUUUUUUUUGUUUUUUAACAUGAGCCUUCCAUAACUUAUGUCAAAAUCAGUGCAUGCACAAAGUCUUUAAGAUCUGUGGAUGUGAUUCAUGUUUUUUAUAUGAAGUUCUUUGUGCAAUAAGUCAGAAUUUUUACAUAUGUGUCAUAAAUGUUUUGGUGCUGUUUUUCAAUAGCCAGCAUAAAGUCAUGUCGGUCUAUGCAAGACUAUUUAUGGCCUUGUGAAGUUCUUGUAAAGUUUAAACUGUAAGAAGGAAAAAACAUAAUCAGGACUUUUGUAAUUAAAGUGUUUUUACAGUA
This is a messenger RNA of Megalobrama amblycephala (Wuchang bream), 6087 nucleotides long. It is a transcript of the gene aff3, whose product is annotated as AF4/FMR2 family, member 3. Gene Ontology annotation, biological process: regulation of gene expression. Lineage: Eukaryota; Metazoa; Chordata; Actinopteri; Cypriniformes; Xenocyprididae. Gene Ontology annotation, cellular component: nucleus; super elongation complex. Bases 1579 to 5229 code for a protein of 1216 amino acids. The transcript has 21 exons. The record is from RefSeq and is a predicted model, not a curated record.